This is a messenger RNA of Neltuma alba, 1055 nucleotides long. Its product is annotated as 50S ribosomal protein L9. Gene Ontology annotation, biological process: translation. The record is from RefSeq and is a predicted model, not a curated record. Lineage: Eukaryota; Viridiplantae; Streptophyta; Magnoliopsida; Fabales; Fabaceae. Gene Ontology annotation, molecular function: structural constituent of ribosome. The transcript is spliced from 6 exons. Gene Ontology annotation, cellular component: ribosome. The coding region runs from base 128 to 805 and encodes 225 amino acids.
AGACAGCACGGAAUCAGUUCCGGGCUCCCAUUCUCCUUCAGGCCUCGCUUCUCGCCUCCGUCAGUAUUGCCCUCUCCCCGCCGCCGUCGAAGUCCAUGGUGUUGUAGUUUUGAUCCUGCGGAGCUUCAUGGGUUAUCUUUCGUAUGGCAGACACGCUCUUCAGCAUAUUAUUAAAAAUGCUCACCCUAAGAGCUCUUCUCAUACUGUGGUUAACCCACUGCUAUACGCUUGUCAAGGACUUAGAUACAGGAAACUGGAAGUCAUCCUCACAACGGAUAUAGAUAAGCUAGGAGAGGCGGGUGAGACGGUGAAAGUUGCUCCUGGAUAUUUUCGCAACCACCUAAUGCCCAAGCUGCUUGCCGUGCCAAAUAUUGACAAGUUUGCUUAUCUUAUCAGGGAACAGCGCAAGAUCUAUCAACCUGUUGCUGGAGAAGAAGAAGAAAAAAAAGAAGUAGUUAAAGUAUCUGAAGAUUCAAAAGAAGUUAAGAUGAGAGAAUAUGAAAAGGCAGCAGUACGCCUCACUAAAGCUAAGCUGGUCUUGCGGAGGUUCAUUGAUGCCCAAAAGGCACAGGCACGUGAAAAGAAAGAUGAUCCCCUGGAAUUGCGUUCAGCUGUGACGAAAGAUGAUAUUGUGGCUGAGGUGGCAAGGCAACUUUGUGUGAACAUUGCACCUGAGAACCUGCAUCUUCCAGCGCCUUUAUCAAAGGUGGGUGAAUAUGAGGUGCCACUGCUCUUACCAAGGUCGAUUCCCUUACCAGAGGGGGCGAUUAACUGGAGACUCCAGGUUAAAAUUCGGAGUAAAUAGAACUAUUAGUUUCAAUCUUUUCAGACAUUACUUGUUUUAUUUUCAUGGUCGUUGGCAGUUUUGUUUUUGUAAUCCCCGAUCAUUCGAUUAUGACGUUUGUUAUAUGUAACAUUUUAGGUGUUGGAAAAUCCAUAAUCAGAUUUACACUUGGUGGCUUGUUCAAUACAAAAUGAGAAUAGGAAUAGGAAAACUUUCUCAUAAGAACAUGGGAAUUUCUCUUUUCAAUAAAGUCAUUAUGCCACCUAUCAUA